UGCAAUCAGUAAGAAACAAAACUACAUUUACUAUUGCACUAUGGUCUUAUUUCAAUAUUACUUUCAAACUUGAAUUGUUCUAAAUAUAUUUGUUACGCUUGUUGUAUUUAUUUAUGACAAUAAUUACAGUGAUGAUGUGUUUUUAAAUUGUUAAAAAUGGCCGAUGCACGUACACAAGAAGAUGUGCUUUCUCAAAUUGAAUAUGCAUUUCCUAUUAUCAAAGGAGAGAUUCUGAAUAAUUGUACGGAUGAACAAUUUACUACCAUAAUUGAACAAAUAAGAUUGUUAAAGCUGACUAAUUUUGUUAAGGAUAUUGUUAUUCAUCACAUCGAAUAUUAUAUUCGUCAGAAAGUAGCACCAGCUUUUUGGAAAAAGUUCAUCAAUACUACAAAUGAAGCAGAAGGCUUUGAAUUGUUCAAAAGCGCUAUCGAUGGUCUUUAUGUCAGCUUAACUGAAUUUUUACCUCUCUUAAAAAAAUUGGAAUAUUUGGAGCAAGAAGAAUCAGAAAAUACUACAUUUGAAGCUGAUAAUGUAUUGGCUAGAUUUAAACUCAUCGUUAGGUCUACUUUGUUAAGUCAAUUGCCGUUGGACUAUGAACAUAUAAUAGAACAAUUUUAUAGAAUCGCAUUUAAUGUAUUCUGUUAUUCAGAUAAUAAUUCGUUACAUGAUUCAAGUGGAAGCGACACUUCACAAUGCGGUGGCUGUAAUCAAGAAAUAGAUAAAUGCCAAUGUCAGAUGAUAGUAUAUAUGUUUCAUGAAACUAAUAGGAAAUUAAUUGAACUAGAAUUAUUAGAGAGAUUAGUAGGCAAUGUACUUACAUCGUUGAUACAUAUUCGUAUCAAAUGCCAUGUUAGCGAAACAUGUGACAGAGUAUUCGAUGUAUCUCAACUUAAGCCAUUGGAAAAUUGGCUUGAAACUGUUGUUAUGAAUUGGUUGAUAAGGAUAUAUUCUGGAGGAUUUUCAAAAACUGUUUCUUUAAGAGAUGACAUUCGUGAAGCUGUUAUUAAAUUUAAAAGGAAAUUGUCUUAUUAUUUAUACGAGACAUAUACAAGGAUUAGAAUCGAUCAACUUUUUAAUAUCAUUAUAGAAUAUCCUGAUUCACAACCUGCAAUAGAUGACCUUCGUGUUUGUUUGGACAGAACGGAUCUACGCAAAGUUUUGAUAGAAACACUGCAAGAAGCACUUAAGACUAGACUUUUACAUCCGGGUGUCAAUACUCCGGAUAUUUUAACUGCAUAUAUUGCUGCUAUCAAAGCUUUGAGACAAUUGGAUUCAACAGGGGUGCUUCUUGAAACUGUGACAGAACCCAUUAAAGUCUAUUUGAGAAGUAGAGAAGAUACCGUAAGAUGCGUUGUUAGUGGGUUAUUAGACGAUUCACCUAGUGAUUUAGCUGAUGAAUUAGUGAAAGGAGAAUCCUUACAAUUGGAUGAUGGUUCUGCUGAUGAAGAAAAUGAAGAUUGGGAGAAAUGGGUUCCUGAUCCGGUUGAUGCUGAUCCUGCCAAAUCAACGCAACGAAGGAUGUCUGAUAUAAUUUCAAUGCUAGUUAAUGUAUACGGAAGUCAAGAUUUAUUUGUUAAUGAAUAUCGCACGUUAUUAGCGGAUAGAUUACUUUCUCAAUUAAAUUACCAUACGGAACGAGAAAUUCGUCAUUUAGAAUUAUUAAAAAGAAGAUUUGGAGAAAAUCAGUUACAUUAUUGCGAAGUUAUGUUAAAAGACGUAUAUGAUUCUAAAAGGAUAGAUGGAAAUAUUCAAUCGGAUACUAAUUUCAGUUUAGAAAAAGAACAGUUUCCGACAUCUGCCCUUAUAUUGUCUGCACAAUUUUGGCCACCGUUUAAAGAAGAUUGGAAAUUGGAAUUACCUAAGGUUGUACAGGAUCAGUUGAAUAAAUAUGUUAAGGCGUUUGAAGCUUUAAAAGGAAAUAGAACGCUUUGUUGGAAACCGCACUUAGGAAAUGUUAAUCUUGAAAUUGAAUUGAAAGAUAGAAAAUUGGAUAUUAACGUGACACCGAUACACGCUACGAUUAUAUUACAUUUUCAGGAUAAAAAGGAAUGGAAUUUAGAAGAGUUGGCACAAGUGAUGCAUGCUCCUGCAACGGUACUAAGACGAAAAAUAACAUUUUGGGUUUCUCAAGGACUUUUAAAAGAAAUCUAUAAUGACUUUUUCGUACUUCAAGAAGAAAGUUCAUCGAAAAAUAGAACUUUGCCAGAUAUCGUUGAAGAGGAGGAAGCUGAAAGUGCGAUGGCUUCUGCGAGCGAUCAAAGAGAAGAAGAAUUACAAGUUUUUUGGUCGUACAUCGUUGGAAUGUUAACUAAUUUGGAUUCUAUGCCGUUGGAAAGAAUUCAUCAAAUGUUAAAAAUGUUCGCCUCUCAAGGCCCAGGCGCGGUUGAAUGUGGAUUACCGGAAUUAAGACAAUUUCUCGAUGGAAAAGUUAGGGAACAUCAAUUAUUAUUUUCUGGUGCUCUUUAUCGACUUCCUAAAUCGUGAUAAAAUUAAUCUAACAAUUUAAUAUUGUUAUGGUUGAGUUUAUAAACAUAAAUUGUAUAUUUG
Messenger RNA from Polistes dominula (European paper wasp), 2547 nucleotides. RefSeq names its product anaphase promoting complex subunit morula (gene morula). Gene Ontology annotation, molecular function: ubiquitin protein ligase binding. Gene Ontology annotation, biological process: metaphase/anaphase transition of mitotic cell cycle; protein K11-linked ubiquitination; ubiquitin-dependent protein catabolic process. Gene Ontology annotation, cellular component: anaphase-promoting complex. The record is from RefSeq and is a predicted model, not a curated record. Lineage: Eukaryota; Metazoa; Arthropoda; Insecta; Hymenoptera; Vespidae.